CUACUUCUCUUUUUUCCCGAGAUUUCCUCUUUUUUCCGGUCAUUUCCAGAAAACAAUAUCCCGAAUUUUGAGCCCAUAAAACUCUACGAGGAAAUAGGAGUUGUCUUCACUCCGAACGGGAAGACUGCGGUCUUGACUCCUGGAACGGAGGAGUGCAGAAGAAGGAAGGGAGAGGGAGAGAGAGAGAGAUGUGACGAAGAAGGAGGAGUUCUGGUUUGGGCUUUGGGGACGGAGCUCUGCUGCUUGAGGUACUUCCGAAACGGAAAGAGGCUUUGGGAGGGAAGAGGAAGAGGUGGGGAAGGGUCGUUUCUGGUUUGGGAGAUGCAGACGGAAGCGGCGGCAGCGGCCGACGGGAGGCUUCACCACCAGGGGACGGCGAGAGCGCACCUAUCGGCGUGCUCGCAGUCGCUGAACUCGGGCAGCCUCGACCGCGCCGGUGUCAGAAAAUACACGCACUCUGUGCAGCAGUCGCAGAUCGGGACUAUUUCCCAGCUGCUCGCCGGUGGCAUCGCGGGCGCCGUCAGCAAGACCUGCACAGCGCCGCUGGCGCGCCUUACCAUCCUCUUCCAGCUACAAGGGAUGCACUCUGAUGUUGCUACUCUGAGCAAGCCUAGCAUAUGGCGUGAGGCUUCUCGUAUUGUUUAUGAAGAAGGUUUCAGAGCAUUCUGGAAGGGAAAUUUGGUGACAAUAGUGCAUCGUCUUCCAUAUUCAUCAAUCAGCUUUUAUUCAUACGAGCGAUAUAAAAAUUUCUUGCAAUCAAUUCCUGCAUUGGAUAAGGAUAGAGAAAAUGCAAGUGUGGAUCUUUUUGUGCGCCUUGUAGGUGGUGGUUUAGCUGGAAUAACAGCAGCCUCUAUUACAUACCCAUUGGAUCUUGUCAGAACUAGGCUCGCUGCUCAGACGAAUGCCAUCUAUUACAGGGGCAUUUCACAUGCACUUUGCACCAUUUGCAGAGAUGAGGGCAUUAGGGGACUCUACAAAGGUUUAGGUGCAACGCUUCUGGGGGUGGGUCCCAAUAUAUCAAUAAGCUUUUGUGUCUAUGAAACUCUGAGAUCAUCUUGGCAAAUACACAGGCCAAGUGAUUCUUCCAUUCUUGUCAGCUUGGCUUGUGGAAGCCUCUCUGGUAUUGCAUCCUCAACAGUGACAUUUCCUCUGGAUCUGGUAAGACGGCGGAAACAGUUGGAAGGGGCUGCAGGUCGUCCUCGUGUUUAUAAUAUGGGGCUUUUUGGAACAUUUGCACACAUAGUGCGGACUGAAGGAUUCCGUGGACUGUACAGAGGCAUCCUUCCUGAAUACUACAAGGUUGUUCCUAGUGUUGGCAUAGUCUUCAUGACAUACGAGACAAUGAAGAUGCUUCUUUCCGAUCCUCCGGAUGACUGAGCCCUUGAGUUGAAAUGCCAUUGCAUUAAAUUCUACCUCAGUGGAGAACCUAAUGUGCACAGUAUGAUAUAAAGUCCAAAGUGGUUUGAUUUUUUUUUUUUGCUGCGUCCGAGGAACCGUGGUAGCAAGUUUUGUAAUUGCUGCCAUGAAACGGCACAUUUUCUUUGUAUAGAUCAAAUAUUGUUAUGCUCUAAAAUGUAUCAAUAGGUUAUAUUAGUAUUCAUGUGUUUCUAAUAUUAAUUCAUUUUUCAGAA
This is a messenger RNA of Nymphaea colorata (pocket water lily), 1631 nucleotides long. RefSeq lists its product as uncharacterized. NCBI's taxonomy places the organism in Eukaryota, Viridiplantae, Streptophyta, Magnoliopsida, Nymphaeales, Nymphaeaceae. The transcript is spliced from 7 exons. The record is from RefSeq and is a predicted model, not a curated record. The coding region runs from base 322 to 1377 and encodes 351 amino acids. Gene Ontology annotation, biological process: transmembrane transport.